Molecule: messenger RNA, 1266 nt
Organism: Leptopilina heterotoma
Lineage: Eukaryota; Metazoa; Arthropoda; Insecta; Hymenoptera; Figitidae
Exons: 6
Coding region: 224-682 (152 amino acids)
Source: RefSeq, a predicted model, not a curated record
UAACAUCAUUCAGUGAAAAGUGAAAGAAACGUUAUCUAAUUUAGGUCAUAAGAAAGCUACAUAAUUUAGAAAUCAGUUUAUUAAAAAUAAAAAACGAUUUAUUUACAUUCUCAAAAAUAUUGUGAAAAGGAAAAUUAUUUUUGACGGUUCUCCUUGAUAUUUUCAUGUCUAAUUAGCAAGAGAGGAAGUAAUAUAAUAUUUUAAUUGCAAAAUUCCCGAAAAAAUGUUACCACCAUUGUGCCCCCCCCAAAAGAAGGCUUGUUACCCUCCAAGGAAACUAGGACUCAAGGACAUGUUAUCAUCAAGGAUGUUUCGACUAAGUACAAUAAAAAGACACUAUUCGUCAAUUCCACUGGCUUUUCUGAUUAUGUACGAUUUGUGCGCAGUUACUCUUUUCUCUUACAACGCAUUGUUCUGCUCAACCAUUGACGUAAGGUUGAGCGGACGGAAUUUGCCACGUUAUGAGAUGACUUCGUCCCCUGGAUGGUUCGAUCUACGGAAACCUAGAUGUCUCAAGUUGCUAAAAAUUCAGGACAUUAAACCGGCAAUUCAUCUGGACAAUCGAUACCGUCUCAUGAGAGGUGAACAGAUGCUGGAUGCACUUGGUAAUCCAACUGAUGAAAUCGGAGAAGAUGAAACUCGUGGUGAACCAUUCGAAGUGGAGCGGAUAGAUCACGAUUAAACAUUACACCGAAGUUAAUAUCCAAAAAGGAGAAUAGUAAUUUUCGUCAAAAUUUCUCUCUUUCAAAAAAUUAAUUUUAACAAAAUUUAUAUUUAAUCUCUGCUCUCGAAAAAAAUUGUACUAUUUACUAUUUCUCAAAAGAGGAAAAAGAGAAGAAAAUUCGCAAUAAACUAAUUUAAAAUAAAAUGAAUUUUUUUAUUGUUUUCAUGUUUGUGACUUUUAGGUGAACGAUCGAGUUAUUUCCAGGAAACUUUUAUUUUCAGUUGCUCGCCUUACUGUGAAGGUGAUCGGAGUUGAAAAUUGUAUAUGGUGUGUAUAUAUAUACGAUGAUAAAAACCACUCUACUUAUCGUUUUCUUUUUUCAAUGAGAAGGGUCAAGCGGGUACGACUGUGAGUCUGGAAACGAGACAACUUCAAGGCCAACAAUCCGUUUACCUCGUUUAAUUUUUACUUCUCUUUCUUUCUUUCUUUCGUUUCUCUUUUUUUUUUGUUCUUUAUACUCACAAGAAUCGCCUCUACUUUUCGCUUUACGGUCCAUUUCUUUCUUCCUCCUUCUCCUCAAGAUCCACGUAUAUUUUCUUCUU